This is a messenger RNA of Drosophila willistoni, 2142 nucleotides long. It is a transcript of the gene qkr54B, whose product is annotated as KH domain-containing, RNA-binding, signal transduction-associated protein 2. Bases 491 to 1777 code for a protein of 428 amino acids. Gene Ontology annotation, cellular component: nucleus. NCBI's taxonomy places the organism in Eukaryota, Metazoa, Arthropoda, Insecta, Diptera, Drosophilidae. Gene Ontology annotation, biological process: regulation of alternative mRNA splicing, via spliceosome. Gene Ontology annotation, molecular function: mRNA binding. The transcript is spliced from 5 exons. The record is from RefSeq and is a predicted model, not a curated record.
AUUGUGGUUACACAUACACACACACACUAUCAGACAUACAGAAAAAAUAGGUGAAAAUUGCCUACCCAUUGAAAAGUGAAAGUGCAACAGCAAGACCGAUAUACAAAAACGAAGGGCGAGAUGUGGUGAUUGUGGAGGAUGACCACUGAGGCGGAAUGAAAAUUGAAAUAAACUAAAAGUGAAUGAAUAAUUGAAUGCGAAAUAUAAAUAAAGAAAUUUACCGGUUUCAAUUAAUCGGUGGUUGUUUCGUACCCUUUCUCUCUCUCUUAAUGAGUGGGUAUGUGCAUACAUACAUGUGUGGGAAAGAGAGUUAAAGAGACGUGUAUGCGAGUGUGUAUGUGUGGGUUGCAAUUUAAUUUAAUACAAAAAAAAAGGAAGUGAGAUUAAAAAGGGGUUAACUGUCAUCCCUGUUACUUGAAUCUAUUCACUUUUACUCCAGCUGCUUCUAGCGAACCCAAAACAAAAUAAACGGAACUCCCGCUUCGGCAUCAUGACCGAUAAAUAUGAUGGCAAUGGUGAUUUUUCAACCUAUGCUCCCAUUGAGGACCAGGAUCAAGACUAUAAGCCACGAAAAGGCACUAGUGGACCACACAAUGGCGAUAGUUCGGGACACGAUCACCAUGGCGUUAGCGGUGGAGGCGCUGAUGCUAGUAAUGCUCAAAUAAAUGAGAAGGCCAAUGAGUACAUACGGGAUUGCAUGGCUGAAAGAAAUCGCAUGGAUAGGAAAUUCCCAAUUGCUGAGAAGCUUAUUGAAGGCGAGAUUGAGAAAGUCCAGACCACCGGAAAGAUACCAUCGAGGGACCAAAAAUAUGCCGAUAUUUAUCGAGAGAAGCCUUUACGCAUUUCCCAACGUGUCCUGGUGCCCAUUCGAGAACAUCCGAAAUUUAAUUUUGUCGGCAAAUUGCUGGGACCAAAGGGUAACUCGUUGAGGAGGCUGCAAGAGGAGACUCUCUGCAAGAUGACCGUAUUGGGUAGAAAUUCUAUGCGAGAUCGCAUAAAAGAGGAGGAGCUGCGCAGCUCCAAAGAUCCCAAGUAUGCCCAUUUGAAUAGUGACCUUCAUGUGGAGAUAUCGACAAUAGCACCGCCCGCAGAGGCAUAUGCUCGCAUUGCCUACGCCAUGGCAGAGUUACGAAAAUAUCUAAUACCCGACAGCAACGAUAUUAUACGGCAGGAGCAGUUGCGGGAACUAAUGGACAACACUUCGCUAAACGAUAAUGAAGUUAAGCAAGGAUUUAAGAAGGUGCAACAUAUUUCCGGGAUUGGAGGUGGCGCUAGUAGUAUGGGUGCCGUUGCUGCAGCCGGAGCUGGCGCUGGAAGUGGUCCAAAAAAUUCCACUCAUCACAGUUAUAGAGGUAAUCAAGCAACAUCAUUCAGUAAAAAUGUCCUGGCACCCAAGCAAAAGGUCAUGUCCAUAUUAGAAAAAGCUCGAACGGCCAUGGAUGAGACAUAUGGACGCUACGAUGAUGGGUCGCCCUAUGAUCAGCACCAACCCUACGAUGGCUACUCCUAUGCAGCAUCUCAUGGCCAUGGUCCACCAACGGGCAUUUUGGGCGGUGUUGGCAACCUAACCAAUCAAGGCGGCGGUCUGGGGCGUCACUAUGACGGAGCCGAAUAUGAUCCAGAUUAUGGUCGUAGGGAAUAUUACCAACAUUCACCCAACUAUGCGACAGCUGGCAUUGGCUCACAAUCGAACCCAAAUGGUUCAGGCGGUGGUGUUGGUGUGGGCAAUGCCUCUGGCCUGAAUCCCAGUCACAAUCGCACUCACGCUAAUAGGUGAAACUUGCUGGAGCCCAGCAAAAGUGCCCACGAAGGUCGUGGUCAAACCCACAAAGCAAACGAUAGCCACCACCACAAUGGCAGCAGCAAGAAUGUUAAUACCAAUUACAUCCAUCAAGCCAAUGGCAAUUACAAGCAAAAUCCACUACAACAAGAGCAUCCACUACAGCAAAAACAAAUUCUCCCACCGCAGCAGCUAUCAACCACCCACAAUUACAAUAAUAAUUGCAAUAACAACAACUUUAAUGAUAUGACCAUGACAACAUUUUCAAUAUCUUCGUAUACAAUCAACCAAAUUGAAAGGCAAAAGAUAAAUACCAACAACAACAAGAACAACAAUCACACUUUAGCCAGUACAAACAGUAA